AUGUCGACGGCAGAAGCAAUGGAUUGCGAUUCAUCAAACUACAAACGCUACACACUUUCCCAAACCCUAACCAGUCACAAACGAGCAAUCUCCGCCGUUAAAUUCUCCUCCAACGGCCGUCUUCUCGCCUCCUCUUCCGCCGACAAAACCAUCCGCACCUACGGUUUCACAAACUCCGAUUCCAAUUCCAACAGCCUAACCCUAUCUCCUAUGCAACAAUACGAAGGCCACGAACAAGGCGUUUCCGACAUAGCUUUCUCCUCCGAUACUCGUUACCUCGUCUCCGCCUCCGACGACAAAACCAUCCGUCUAUGGGACGUUCGGACGGGAGCGCUAAUCAAGACUCUUCACGGCCAUACUAACUAUGUUUUCUGUGUUAAUUUCAAUCCUCAGUCGAACAUCAUUGUUUCGGGGUCGUUUGAUGAGACGGUUAGGGUUUGGGAUGUUAAGACAGGGAAGUGUCUUAAGGUUAUUCCUGCGCAUUCUGAUCCUGUUACAGCUGUUGAUUUUAAUCGCGACGGGUCUCUUAUUGUUUCUAGUAGCUAUGACGGUCUUUGCAGGAUUUGGGAUGCUUCUACUGGUCACUGUAUGAAAACUCUUAUUGAUGAUGAGAAUCCUCCUGUUUCGUAUGUCAAAUUUUCGCCCAAUGCCAAGUUUAUUCUUGUUGGUACCUUGGAUAACAAUCUGAGGCUUUGGAACUAUUCUACUGGGAAGUUUAUGAAAUCUUACACUGGUCAUGUUAAUUCAAAAUACAGUAUUUCGUCCUCAUUUUCUACAACUAAUGGGAAGUAUGUUGUUAGUGGUUCAGAAGAUAGUUGUAUAUACUUGUGGGAUCUGCAGUCGAGGAAAAUUGUACAGAAGAUGGAAGGUCAUACAGAUACAGUCAUAUCUGUCUCGUGUCACCCUACGGAGAACAUGAUUGCUUCGGGAGCUCUCGGUAAUGAUAAGACUGUCAAGAUAUGGACUCAACAAAACGACUGA
Molecule: messenger RNA, 981 nt
Organism: Lathyrus sativus (Indian pea)
Lineage: Eukaryota; Viridiplantae; Streptophyta; Magnoliopsida; Fabales; Fabaceae
Source: the annotation of a GenBank genome assembly